Messenger RNA from Tachyglossus aculeatus (Australian echidna), 2016 nucleotides. It is a transcript of the gene DNAJC2, whose product is annotated as DnaJ heat shock protein family (Hsp40) member C2. Gene Ontology annotation, biological process: regulation of translational fidelity; 'de novo' cotranslational protein folding. Lineage: Eukaryota; Metazoa; Chordata; Mammalia; Monotremata; Tachyglossidae. Bases 86 to 1951 code for a protein of 621 amino acids. Gene Ontology annotation, cellular component: cytosol. Gene Ontology annotation, molecular function: Hsp70 protein binding; ribosome binding. The record is from RefSeq and is a predicted model, not a curated record. The transcript is spliced from 17 exons.
CAUCCCCACCCCGAUCCCGACCCCCUUGGGAGCCUGACGGACGGAGGGACGUGGGGCCGCGCCCGGAGCCAUAACCAGAAGCAUAAUGUUGCUGUUGCCGGGCGCCCCGGACGGCCAGUGCACGGCCGUGACCCGAGCCCUCUCCGUCGCUUCUGCACUAUGUCAGGUGGAACCUGUGGGAAGAUGGUUUGAAGCGUUUAUUAAGAGGAGAAAUAGGAAUGUUUCAGCCUCUUUUCAGGAACUGGAGGAGAAGAAAGAACUGUCCGAAGAGUCAGAAGAUGAAGAAUUGCAGAUAGAGGAAUUUCCUAUGUUGAAAACCCUUGAUCCAAAAGACUGGAAGAAUCAGGAUCACUAUGCUGUUCUUGGUCUCGGACACGUAAGAUACAGAGCUACUCAGAAGCAGAUCAAAGCAGCUCAUAAGGCAAUGGUUUUGAAACACCAUCCAGACAAACGGAAAGCAGCCGGAGAACCAAUAGCAGAAGGGGAAAAUGACUAUUUUACAUGCAUAACUAAAGCUUAUGAAAUGCUGUCUGACCCUGUGAAAAGACGGGCAUUCAACAGUAUAGAUCCCACUUUUGAUAAUUCAGUUCCUUCCAAAAGUGAAGCAAAGGACAGUUUCUUUGAAGUGUUUUCUCCCGUGUUUGAAAGGAAUUCCAGGUGGUCAAGUAAGAAAAACGUUCCUAAACUCGGGGAUAUGCACUCGUCAUUUGAAGAUGUGGAUGCAUUUUAUUCCUUCUGGUAUAAUUUUGAUUCUUGGCGAGAAUUUUCUUAUUUAGACGAAGAAGAAAAAGAGAAGGCAGAAUGUCGGGAUGAGAGGAGGUGGAUCGAAAAGCAGAACCGAGCGGCGCGGGCCCAGAGGAAGAAAGAAGAAAUGAACAGGAUCAGAACCUUGGUCGACAAUGCCUACAGCUGUGACCCUCGCAUCAAAAAAUUCAAGGAAGAGGAAAAAGCUAAGAAAGAAGCAGAGAAGAAAGCAAAAGUGGAAGCAAAACGCAAGGAGCAAGAAGCGAAAGAGAAACAAAGACAAGCAGAAUUGGAAGCGGCUCGGUUAGCUAAAGAGAAGGAAGAGGAGGAAGUCAGACAGCAAGCAUUGCUGGCGAAGAAAGAGAAGGAGAUUCAGAAGAAGGCGAUUAAAAAGGAAAGGCAAAAACUGCGCACUUCAUGCAAGAACUGGAAUUACUUUUCGGACAAUGAGGCGGAGUGUGUUAAAAUGAUGGAGGAGGUGGAAAAGCUGUGUGAUCGACUUGAAUUAGCAAGCCUGCAAUGCUUGAAUGAAACACUGACAUCGACUACCAAGGAAGGAGGAAAGGCUGCUGUGGAAAAACAGAUAGAAGAAGUCAAUGAGCAAAUAAGGAAAGAGAAGGAAGAAGAUGAGGCUCGAAUGCGACAGGCAUCUAAGAGUACCGAGAAGUCGAUGGGUGGAGGCGGAGGGGGUGGCAAAAAUUGGUCCGAAGAUGACUUACAGCUGUUGAUUAAAGCCGUGAACCUUUUCCCUGCUGGCACUAAUUCAAGGUGGGAAGUGAUUGCCAAUUAUAUGAAUUUGCACUCUACUUCUGGAACAAAGAGAACAGCAAAGGAUGUCAUUGUCAAGGCAAAGAGCCUCCAAAAGCUUGAUCCCCAUCAGAAAGAUGACAUAAACAAAAAAGCUUUCGAUAAAUUUAAGAAGGAGCACGGAGCGGUGCCUCAGUCGGACAGCGCCGCCCCCUCAGAACGGUUUGAAGGUCCGUGUACAGAUUCCACUCCUUGGACCACCGAAGAACAAAAGCUUUUAGAACAAGCCCUGAAGACUUACCCAGUAAAUACGCCAGAGAGAUGGGAAAAAAUAGCAGCAGCUGUUCCUGGCAGAUCAAAGAAAGACUGCAUGAAACGUUAUAAGGAACUCGUUGAAAUGGUGAAAGCCAAGAAAGCGGCCCAAGAACAAGUGAUGAAUGCUGCUAAAGCCAGGAAAUGACUCUCGAUAGACAAUCUUUGUUGUGGGUUUUUUGGUUGUUUUAUAAUAAAACUGCAAAUAUUGUA